AUGGAAAGCAAGACUGGAAUCUUCGUCGGCUUAAACAAGGGCUUCAUUGUCACCAAGCCCAAGGUCAACACCCGCAAACAAAAGGCAUCUUACAGAAAGGGUAAGUUGGGCAAGAGAGUCGCAUUGGUGAGAGAGGUUAUCAGAGAAGUCUCUGGACUCGCCCCAUAUGAGCGCAAGAUGAUUGAAUUGAUCCGUACUGGUAUUGCCACCAAGGAGAAGAAGGCUGUUAAGCUUGCCAGAAAGAGACUCGGAACCCAUAAGAGAGCUCAAAUUAAGAGAGAUGAGAUCAAUGAGAUGAUCAGAGCCCAAAAAAGAAAGUGA
This is a messenger RNA of Stylonychia lemnae, 321 nucleotides long. The record is from the annotation of a GenBank genome assembly. NCBI's taxonomy places the organism in Eukaryota, Ciliophora, Spirotrichea, Sporadotrichida, Oxytrichidae.